AUGUCCAACGUACUCCGCAACGCUCUCCCAAUCCUACGACGCCGCCUCGCCGCCACCACCCGUCACUAUGGCACAACCCCCGACACAGCCCCCGAGGCAUACAACAUGACAAAGUUCUCCAAGUUCGACUGGCAAGAUCCCAUGCAACUCUUCGAAACGCAACUUUCCGAAGACGAAAAAGCUAUCUCCCAAACCGCCCAUGAUUUCUGCCAAGAAACUCUCAAACCAAAAGUCACCGAAAUGUAUCGCAACGAAUCCUGGGACCCCACCAUCCUUCCUUCUCUCGGAGAACUCGGUUUGCUCGGCUCUACUAUCGAAGGAUAUGGUUGUGCUGGGGUAAACUCGGUUUCUUACGGUCUGAUCGCUAGGGAAGUGGAGAAAGUUGAUUCGGGAUAUCGAUCUAUCAUGUCGGUGCAAUCUUCGCUGGUCAUGGGUCCAAUCCACCAGUUCGCAAGUGAAGCGCAAAAGGAAAAAUAUCUGCCUAGGUUGGCCAAGGGAGAAUUGGUGGGUUGUUUCGGUUUGACUGAACCAAACCAUGGCUCAGACCCUUCAAGUAUGCAGACCACCGCAACGGACACGGGGGAUGGAGAAAUAGUACUGAAUGGAAGCAAAACUUGGAUUUCCAACUCUCCCCAUGCAGACCUAUUCGUUAUCUGGGCCAAAUGCAAAUGGGAUAACAAGAUCCGAGGGUUUAUCGUCGAAAAGGGGACCAAAGGUCUCAGCGCACCCGCCAUCAAGAACAAGCUUCAGCUCCGCGCUUCCGUUACUGGAUCGAUCUUUUUGCAAGAUGUGAGGGUGAAACGAGACGAAUCUCUCCUCCCGCAUGCUCGACCGGGGUUGGGUUCGCCUUUCGAAUGCUUGAACUCGGCGAGGUAUGGGAUUUCUUGGGGUGCAAUGGGUGCGUUGGAAGCGUGUAUUGCUGAAGCUAGACAGUAUGCGUUGGACAGAUCGCAGUUUGGCAGACCGAUUGCCGGAUUCCAGCUUAUCCAGCAGAAGCUGGCAGAUGCAAGUACGGAAGCCGCUCUGGGUUUGUUGUGCAGUCUGCAGUUGGGUAGGAUGAAGGAUGCCGGUCAGUGGAGCCCGGAGAUGGUGAGCUUGGCAAAGAGGAAUAACUGUAACAAAGCUCUACAGCAGUCGAGGAGUCUGUUGGAUAUCUUUGGUGGGAAUGCAACCAGCGAUGAGUAUCAUACGGGCAGACAUGUUCAGAAUCUGCAGACGGUGAAUACUUAUGAGGGUAGUUAUGGAAUCCAUACGCUCAUCUUGGGCAAGGGGAUCACUGGUUUGCAGGCUUUUGCCAACUAA
This is a messenger RNA of Ustilago hordei, 1302 nucleotides long. RefSeq names its product putative glutaryl-CoA dehydrogenase. Gene Ontology annotation, molecular function: flavin adenine dinucleotide binding; glutaryl-CoA dehydrogenase activity; fatty-acyl-CoA binding. NCBI's taxonomy places the organism in Eukaryota, Fungi, Basidiomycota, Ustilaginomycetes, Ustilaginales, Ustilaginaceae. The record is from RefSeq and is a predicted model, not a curated record. The transcript has a single exon. Bases 1 to 1302 code for a protein of 433 amino acids. Gene Ontology annotation, biological process: fatty-acyl-CoA biosynthetic process; fatty acid beta-oxidation using acyl-CoA dehydrogenase. Gene Ontology annotation, cellular component: mitochondrial inner membrane.